Messenger RNA from Elaeis guineensis (African oil palm), 2630 nucleotides. RefSeq lists its product as uncharacterized. The record is from RefSeq and is a predicted model, not a curated record. NCBI's taxonomy places the organism in Eukaryota, Viridiplantae, Streptophyta, Magnoliopsida, Arecales, Arecaceae.
UUGGGGACCGCAGAAGACCGCACUCCACGUCCCACCCGCCCCUUCGUCACUUCGCUCGCCUCGUCCUCUUCUUCCGCUUUUUUUGUUUUUUUUGACCCGUGCGAAUCAGUUUUCUUCCUAAUCAUAGACUCAAUUUUACACUCCCCCGGCUGAAAACAUCACAAAAAUCAUAAAUUUUGUUCUAUUCUCUGCUAAAAUUCCUAUCAAGUGAAUCCCUAUCUAUUUAUUUUGGGGAAAUGGAUCUUCCCUUGCUUGGUGCCCCCAAAUUUCAAUCCUAUCAGUGCUCGAAUGGAGCCUUCUUGGGGCAAAAUCAAACGAUGUCGAUGUCGGGAAUUUGAGGUUUGUCUUAGAUCCUUUGGCUUUAUUUGCUGUAUAGAAAUCGAUGGCUUCGGAGCCUGCGAUUGUGGAGAUUAGCUCCGAUGACGAGGAGGAUUUUUCUUUGGAUAAAUGGGACUCGUUCGAUUGGGUCGAUGACCUUGUCGAUCGCACCAACGGAAGGGUGGAGGAAGUCGACGACGUCGUGGUGGUGGACGAGUUUUCUUCCCCGCCUCCGCCGAAGCAGAAGAAGAAUUCUGAGUUGUUGAGGCCGGGUACGGUUGCCGCGGGGGAUGAGUCCGAUGAUGAUUGCUUGGUGUUGGACUCCGAUCCCGAUCAUCCAGUCUCGGUUAUUGACAAGGACGACGGAGAAGAUGGAUCCGAUGACCUUCUCAUAGUCGGAGAGAAGGGGCAGUUGGCUUGCAGGGAUUACCCUCAUCCACGGCAUCUAUGCGCUAACUUUCCUUUCAGCACCACAUCACAUGAAAAGCAUUGCAACUUGUGCCACUGUUAUGUCUGUGACUCUCCAGCCCCAUGUAUCUACUGGGGCAAUGGUAGUGCGAGCACCGACCAUUGUCAUUCUACAGAUAAAGAUGGAAGAUGGAAAUCACUAAGGCAAUCCUUCAAACAAAAGAACCUCACAGCUUCUCAGCCACAGAAGCUUCCUGAUACAACACUUUCCAUGAUGCCAUCCUUUCAAAACUCAGCAUCUCUACGUUGCUCCAACAUGUCUUCACGACCCAUUUUGUCGUCCAGUUCAAAUACCCUCCAGCCUUGCUCAGCCACUAGAUGUGCCACUCCAGAUCCACCUAACCAAAGACACCAACAGAAUACGGCACCUCUAUCUUACAGUGUUCAGAGGCUUGGUCGUUAUCCAUCCAAAUCCCACCCACUAAAUCCCAAAACACGAUGUAUACAAAGGCAGAUUCGUGUUUCUGGUUCUUUCACUGCUCAAUUAGUGUAUUCUCGUACAAGAUUUAAAAGGGUUGGGACAGGUCAAGCUGGUCCUGUGAGCUUGAGUCAGAACCGAUCACCAUGCAGUGUUUUGAACAAUAAUCAGUUCCAGAGAAAUGGACUGCAGAGAUCUCAUUUCACAACAGUAACUUCACAGAGAUCUCAGUGCUCUCCAAUGACAUCAGAGUGGUCUCAGUGCCCUCAAGUGACGUCACAGAGGUCUCAAUGCUUACCAGUGACACCGCCUCAGAGAUCUUAUUCUGCACCAGUAACAUCUCAGAUGUCUCAGUGCCCAUCAGUAACAUCAGUGGAUGAUAAUGUGAAUCAGAUGCACAGAACUGCACCACAGAGAUCUCAAUGUGUGCCAGUAAUUUCACAGGGCUCCCAGUGCCCACCAGCGACUCCGGUAAAUGAUAACAUGAAAAGUUGGCUGGAUAUACUUGCUGGUGUGGCAUCUGAACUGGGAGUCUCUGACAGUAACAGCAGAGAUGCUGCCCCAUCUGUUCAAGAACUACUUAUGGUUUCUUCACAACCCCCGUCAUUCAGUCAAUUUGGUUCUGAGACAAACGCAAGUCAAGAUGUGGGUAUUUGUGGUCCUUCAGCACCUGAAGCGACCAACAUGAAUUCAUUAGAUUUUGAUUGCGGAUGGUUGAACCCAGCAGCUCAAAGUAUUCUGGAAAAUGGUCAGGGAGAGGAUCCCCAGCUGGAAAAUGUAGAGCCAUCUGACUUACUGAUUUCUGGAAGCAAGCAGGAUCCAGGAGAGACCCAGUUGGGUAGCUUUCUAGCCUCUUUAGAGGACAUAGUAGCAGAGACUGCAAAAGAGCCAGGGAAACCAGAACUCGAUCCUGUUACACUGCUCUAUGACUUUGAAGCCACAUGGAGUGGCUUAGCACCGGAACUUAUUUUUACAUGAGUAAAUUAUGAGAUGGAUUAAUUGGUUCAUGCAGUGAAGUUUUGGUGAAUUUGGCUUCGUUGAUGGAAUGCUUAGAGUCAUGAUGGUGUAUCCAACUUGACUAACGCGUGGCCUACACAAUAUCUGACCCGUUCUAUCUUGACUCAACCAAUGUCAACUUGAGUCUUCCCGGACUAACUGAGCGGGCAUCAUAGAGGAAAGAAGAAAAGGAACAGAACUUUGAGAAUAUGUAACAGUGUACUUUGUCAAAAAAGAAGUUAUUUAGAUGACAUAAAAGUAAUUGCUUGUUAAUAUACGUUAGCUGAUAAACACAUUUGAAGUUCUUUCACUAGAAAAUGGUUUUUUUGAUAAGUAGGCAAAUUAGGGUUUUCCAAAUGCGCAUACCUUGAUAUGAAGCUGAAUAUAUAAGAGUUAUAUUGUUCUAGAUGUUACACUAACUUCACUAGUA